Molecule: messenger RNA, 1839 nt
Organism: Tribolium castaneum (red flour beetle)
Lineage: Eukaryota; Metazoa; Arthropoda; Insecta; Coleoptera; Tenebrionidae
Product: synaptic vesicle glycoprotein 2B
Exons: 11
Coding region: 102-1739 (545 amino acids)
Biological process (GO): transmembrane transport
Cellular component (GO): membrane
Molecular function (GO): transmembrane transporter activity
Source: RefSeq, a predicted model, not a curated record
AAUCACGUAUUUUUAAACCCAUAUCAAACUCUGAUAUUGACUCGUUCCUAAACAAACAAGCUUAUUUAUUUUCCAAUGUUACCAAUACCGAUAAAUGAGUAAUGUGCCUAAAGUAUUGUCUCAGUCAUGUCUUUAUCACGAAGCGAAAUGGACCGCUCUUUCUUACUAAUCCAAGAAAGAACUCACCACGUGUUUUAGAUUACAUCGAAAAAGCCCAAACCGCUGACUUUGAAACCGCCAUCCAUUACUCAAGGUAUGGAAAAUUCCAGGCCUUGCUCCUUGCUGUUUGUGGGACAAUUUACGCAACUUGCGCCAUCAGCUCAACGACUUUAUCGUUCGUCUUGCCUUCGGCCAAAUGUGACUUUAAUUUAUCAUCAGUUGAUAAGGGGAAAUUAUCAGCGAUGCCUCUAAUCGGAAUGAUUUUCGGGUGCAGUCUUUGGGGCUCAAUUGCUGAUUCUCAGGGACGUAAAGUCGCAAUAAUGCUUUCGCUCCUCGUUGAUUUUCUCGCAGCUUUGAUUUCUUCCUUCGCUCAAACUUUCAGCUUCUUUUUAAUUUGUCGGUUCUUCAACGGAUUCGGUAUUAUAGGGGCCACUAGUAUUAUUUUCUCUUAUUUGGGCGAAUUCGCGUCAAAGAAACACCGAGAUGUGAUGUUGGGUCGUUUGGAAGUGUUCUGGAACGUUGGAGUGAUCCUACUACCAGGUGUGGCCUGGGUUCUACUGAACCGAACCACUUUGGACUCAUUCAUCGACCAUGGAAAUUUCAGCCCUUGGCGAAUUUUUGUUCUGGUCUGCAGUAUCCCAAGCUUGAUCAGUCUAGUCAUGUUGUAUUUCCUACCAGAGACACCAAAAUUUCUCAUUUCGAAAGGGCAAUACGAAAAGGCUAAACUCGUUUUCCAGAAGGUUUUCACCUUUAACACUGGAUUUCCCUCGUAUGCUUAUCCAGUCAUGACUCUAGAAGGAGAGUACGAAAAUAAUAAUAAUUCUGAAGGACUGGGCACUAAAGUGCCACUUAGGGAAAAAAUCUGUGUCAAGAUUACGUCCAUUGUGAGUGAAACGCAAGUGUUGUUCACGCAACCGUAUCUGAAAUACCUCUCAGUGACUUGUUUUGCGGAUUUUGGCUUAAUGGCAAGUUACUACACUUUGAUUAUGUGGUUUCCCGAAAUUUUCGACCGUUUCAACCAGUUUGAAGUGACUCAUCCCAACAGUACUGCAAGUGUUUGUUCCGUGUCCAAUGGAAGAGCGGACGCUCUUGAAGUAUUUUUCCCUGAACCUUGCAACCCUUCAAUAGAUAAUCGUGUUUUUCUGGACACGAUUAUUAUAGGAUUAAGCUGUGUUCCUACGUCAGUAUCGCUCAGCUUCUUUAUGAAGAAGUUCGGCAAGAAAGCGGUAUUAAUUAUUGGAUUGGUGAUGUCAGGGUUAUCAACCCUCUCGCUGAACUGGGUACAAAGUUCAACUGAAACUCUCGUGCUUUCUUGUGUUUUUGAAGCACUGACCAGUAUUCUUGAAGCUGUGAUUUUUUGCUUUAUUGUCGAUUUGUUUCCGACAAAUCUUAGGGCAAUUGCUUUAGCUGUGACUGCAUCCUCAGGGAGAAUUGGCGCAAUUUUUGGAAAUGUAGUUUUUGGCUUGUUGAUCGAUUGGCAAUGUUUUGUACCGAUUUAUCUGUUUGGCUCGCUCCUCAUAGCCAGCGGAACGCUUUGCUUGGUCUUACCUCAAACGGACAAAUACAUGGUAAUACAAUAAGAAGCCAGUUUUAUUUUUUAUUUUUUUAUUUUUUAUUUUAUCUUUUAUUUAUUCAUAUUUAUAUUCUGUUUAGUUUUAUAUAAAAAGUUUUAUUAAGUAC